This is a messenger RNA of Lentinula edodes (shiitake mushroom), 1348 nucleotides long. RefSeq lists its product as uncharacterized. Gene Ontology annotation, molecular function: signaling receptor binding. NCBI's taxonomy places the organism in Eukaryota, Fungi, Basidiomycota, Agaricomycetes, Agaricales, Omphalotaceae. The coding region runs from base 29 to 1234 and encodes 401 amino acids. The record is from RefSeq and is a predicted model, not a curated record. The transcript has 5 exons. Gene Ontology annotation, biological process: protein import into peroxisome matrix, docking. Gene Ontology annotation, cellular component: peroxisomal membrane; peroxisomal importomer complex.
GGAUUCUGUAACUUUACCAGUGGCACCGAUGGCUGAGGAAGACAAAUCAACUACAUCGCUACCAGCACCUUCAGAACCAUUGCAAGUCUCAGGCUCUCAAUCUGGAACACAUCAGCCCUCUCAGAGCACUGUAGAAGAGAAUAACAGAUCCGAACUAAUAUCGCGUGCCAGAAUAUUUCUGCGUUCUUCCCAAAUCCAGUCUCAGGAUGUAUUCGCAAAGCGGAGAUUCCUCUUAGACAAGGGCCUCAACGAGCAUGAAAUUGAACUGCUUCUCAGGGAGCUACCUCCACAAUUACCCAGGGUUCCACCUAGGACCUAUCCCCAGCCUCUACCUUCAGGCUUACUCACGCUACUUAUCGGCCUGGCUAGACUACUUACAUGGGUAGCUGGCGGAUCUGCUGCCCUACUUCUUCUUUACCAUAAAGUUUUACUUCCUCGCAUCGUGCGGACCGCGGAAGCACGAAAAUCGCUAAAAAUGCAUCAGAUUAACCUUCUACAGAAGUUAAACGCGUCCCUUCAAUCUUUCAAAGAAACUCAAACACAAUGUUAUGCGCCGUUACCGCGUCCGGUUCCUCACAAGGAACAUUCGACAUUUGCAAGCUGUCACAGUUUAUUGGACGUUCUCAAAGAGUCCGAAACCCAGAAUCUGAAUGUAAAUCAGCUUCCCCAAAUUACCCUUCUACGAUGCGCAUGGGAGGAUUACCGGGCACUCCCUGGUUGUGCGGAUAGCAAUCCUCGAACAGAGGAACUAUUCCAGGUCCUGGAAAGUCGCAUUCCGUGGUUGGUUAGCGAUGAAGGACUUGUAUUCGAACGCACUUUGUGGGACGUUCUAUCGACAACCCCCGUAUUCAAAGAAUUGACAUCUCAAGACUCCCCAGAGGGAGCGUCAGCGCCUGUACGCUGGGUUUAUGUCCCUCCAGAACCCGUUGUUCCGACGGCUUUCAUUUCUUCUCUUGAUUCUCUAUCCAAAGUGAUUUCAACUUUCCAGUACCCAACAACGUCCAGCCCUUAUCAGUAUACUCUGCAAGCCAUGACGGAGUUUACCGGUUACAUUAGCUCAAACCUUUACACACCAUAUCGUCCACCAUCAAUACCUGGCACAACCGCUUCCUCUAUUGAACCAGCGGAUGAAAUGAAGAAGGAAAUCCGAGCGCUGAAAGGCCUCGUAUUGAACAGGAGAUCCUUCAUGCCGACAAUACCACGAGCAAAUAUUCCAUCUCGACAGGUACCGUAAAAUACCUGUGUAGUUCACGCGUAUGUAAACUGUAUGUCGAUUCUGUACACUGUGUACAGUACAGUAUAGAAGAAUUCUUAUCUAUCUGUACACGCUCUCGUAACCCUUAUGGGG